GUAUAGCUAAAAUAGAAGGUGUAGCUGCGGCACUCUCGAGAGAAAUACAAAGAUUGAAAAGUAAGCGAACUUCCUCCUGGGGUUGGAAUGAGAAUACGGCUAGGGCUCUCCUUGCGCUGUUUCUAUCUGGUGGUGCUAAAUUUGACGGGCGAAACCUCGAAGAGGAAGUAAUGGCAAAACACUCAGAACUUAAAGCAUCUAUUGCUUUAUUAAAGAAGUCACUUUCAAAUGAGCAACUAAGUAUGAUCAUUAAUGGAUUAUUGGUAACAUGUCACAACCCUCGUCAUUUUUAUGGACAGAACUUAAUCAAACGUCUUAAGCAGCAAGUACAGAUGCCAAGUAAUUUCACACACCCAAUAGCGUAUUUAACUCUUUGCAAUGCUAAGGAAUCUUGGCCACUUAAAGCUAUUGGAGACCUGAAUAAAAUUUUAAGUACCAAUUCUAGCUAUCCUUUCAUUCGAGACUAUCAAGCAAUCGCAACCAUGGCUAUUUCUUGUUUCCAGAAUCAGACCAAUAUUCUUGAAGAAACUGAAAAUAGCAAUCUGAAAAAUCAUUAUCUACGCAUCAUUCAACAUUUCAAACAAAUGCAGCAUUCCGAUGGGAGUUUUGGAAACGUUCACACUACAUCUUUAAUAACUCAGGCACUUCUUUCAAGUGGCCAUGAAUACUCAAGAGACUGGAAGCUAAAUGCCACCAUAAAACACCUGAUUCGUAAACUAUCACUACCUCAUGAUCUUUUAGCCAGUUACCUAGCUCUUCCAGUCCUCAAUGCCAAAAGCCUUUCAGAUGUCGCCAAAGUAAAUUGCAGUUUAAAUCCAAGGAGAAGUGGAUAUGAUAAUCUUUCAUCUGAAAUUAGUGAUUAUGCUGGUCCAAAAAUGCGUAUCCAGUACUCCCUUUUUGUUGGGGACGAAAUCGAUGUCAUCCACACCAUCUCACUGAGAGUGCCAGAAAACUAUACAGCUUAUGACGUAAUGGAAUUAGCCAAAACUGAGGACAGCAAAUUUAAUUUUAAAUACGAAUCUAUUUCUGGAAUGCUGUACGUAUAUGAAAUUAGUGGAGUAACUAAUGACCCAGAAGCUGGAUUAUUCUGGCUGCUUUAUCAAGGUCAAGCUAAUGUGACAGACAAUCUCACUCACUACAAUUUCGGUCCAGACCAACUUAUUAUGCAAGACAAGGAGCAUUUGGUCAUGUGGUACAAGAAAGCACAUUUCUGAAAAGUGUUUUAUUAGUAGUUCGACCAACGAUAGUGUAAAUGAAAAUUAAAAACAUGAACUUUUACAUAUUUUACACUUUAAGUUCUAUUUUUUAUGUAAAAAUAAAGGAUUCUUCUCAUGCAUUUUGUUGUUUGGUAAAUUUAAGAAAUUCUAACUUUAAGAUGAAGUGAUUUAAUCUUGAGUUGAAUGUUUAAAUGAAAUAGCAGUUCUGAUAUAGACUUAUUCUAAAUGUUAUACUGAAUAAAGAAUGUAUAAGUAUUAUAUUAAUCAAAUAAAAUUACUUAUUGUUGUAAA
This is a messenger RNA of Parasteatoda tepidariorum (common house spider), 1508 nucleotides long. RefSeq lists its product as uncharacterized. Gene Ontology annotation, molecular function: protein binding; cobalamin binding. The record is from RefSeq and is a predicted model, not a curated record. Gene Ontology annotation, biological process: cobalamin transport. NCBI's taxonomy places the organism in Eukaryota, Metazoa, Arthropoda, Arachnida, Araneae, Theridiidae.